Molecule: messenger RNA, 1686 nt
Organism: Parastagonospora nodorum SN15
Lineage: Eukaryota; Fungi; Ascomycota; Dothideomycetes; Pleosporales; Phaeosphaeriaceae
Exons: 2
Coding region: 1-1686 (561 amino acids)
Source: RefSeq, a predicted model, not a curated record
AUGACCCUACUGGCCUCGAACUACGAAAACGACCCCAUCGAUGUGCUGGUUGGAGACUGGAUGAGCGAGGGAAACAUGACGGGCAGAGCGAACGCCAAAGCCAACGGUACCAUCGACGCAUACGAACCCACUUUUCUCGAAGCGCUCGAGCCUGCGCUGCCUCAUAUUGCGAAGCACCGCAUCAAAGUCGCUGUAAAUGCGGGCGCGGCGGAUACGCAGAAGCUACAUGAUGUGGUUACGAAGAUGGUCAAGGCGAAGGGACUGGAUUUGAGUGUCGCGUGGAUCUCGGGCGAUGAAGUACUGCCGCAGUUGCUUGAAGCGCAGAAGCGUGGCGAUUCGCUGUUUGAGAAUAUCUGCACGGGGCAGAAGCUGGAGAAUUGGGAGUUUGAGCCCGUCUACGCACAGGCAUAUCUCGGGGGGUUGGGAAUCGCAAAGGCUUUCAAAACAGGCGCAGAUAUCGUCAUAUGCGGGCGGGUGAGCGAUGCCAGUCCCGUCAUCGGCGCAGCGUAUUGGUGGCAUUAUUGGAAGCGGUCGGAUCUGGAUAAAUUGGCAAAUGCAUUCGUCGCAGGCCAUUUGUCUGAGUGUUCGUCGUAUAGCACUGGUGGGAACUAUACGGGGUUCAAGGACCUUGAGUGUCUGGAUUGGACGAAGAUUGGGUACCCAAUUGUCGAGAUUGCAGAGUCGGGGGAAGUCAUUGUGACAAAGAACCAAGGGUCUGGUGGUGAAGUAUCGGUCAAUACACUCACGAGCCAAUUCCUGUACGAGAUUCAAGGACCCUGGUAUUUCAACUCGGAUGUCACAGCGAUCCUGGACGACGUCUGGUUCGAGCAUUUGGCGACGAAUCGUGUGGCACUUCGAGGUGUGAAAGGCGCUCUGCCUCCACCUACAACAAAAGUCGGAAUCACAGCAAAACCAAUAUAUCAAGCCGAGAUGACAUGGUUCAUCACAGGUCUUGAUACACAUGCCAAAGCUCGCAUGAUCGAGCAGCAAAUCCGACAUCAAAUGGGCUCCAACACCACCAACUUCUCAAAACUGGACUUCCAAAUCAUUGGGAGCUGUGCAGACAAUCCGACAAACCAAAACGCCGCAACAGUCUCCUUCCGCGUUGUCGCCCAAGCCCGGAAAGCCGAAUAUCUCGCCCCCGCGAAAUUUGUGCGCCCGUGUAUCGACCCCAUAAUGUGCGCUUACCCAGGCGCAACUCCACACCUCGAUCUGCGCCAGGCGUUUCCGAGAGAAGUAUUUGAGUACUAUGUCACUCUUCUCCCACAGUCAGCCAUAGACCACAAAGUCCAUUUACCGAAUAGUGAGACAGUCGAUAUCGCAGCACCGACUGAGACAAAAGUAUGGGACAAGCACCAACCAACACAAACCAACACGUCGAAUAUCAAAACAUUGGACAGUUUCGGCCCAACAAUUCCCUCCCCCCUCGGCACAAUCGUGCACGCGCGCUCCGGCGACAAAGGCAGCGACUGCAACAUUGGGCUGUGGGUGCGGCACGCUGACGAAUAUGCGUGGCUGCAGAACCUCCUGUCAACAUCAUUCAUGACGACCCUGCUAGCGGACGAGUACACGGGCGGCAGAGUGGAGAGAUGCGAGUUUGAGGGACUCAGGGCUGUGCACUUUUUGCUCAAGGAUCAUUUGGAUCGUGGGAGUAUGUUAGAGCGCGGUGGGUUGAUGUACCGGUGA